This is a messenger RNA of Pleurotus ostreatus (oyster mushroom), 4086 nucleotides long. RefSeq lists its product as uncharacterized. NCBI's taxonomy places the organism in Eukaryota, Fungi, Basidiomycota, Agaricomycetes, Agaricales, Pleurotaceae. The coding region runs from base 1 to 4086 and encodes 1361 amino acids. The transcript has 17 exons. Gene Ontology annotation, molecular function: calcium-activated cation channel activity. The record is from RefSeq and is a predicted model, not a curated record. Gene Ontology annotation, cellular component: plasma membrane.
AUGGGGGACAUCUACACCAGGCCAUUCUCCAAGAACUACAGUGGGCUCAUUAAUCAGUCUGUUAUUGCACUCGGAAUUACCGUGCUAUGUGUCACUAGCCAAGAGCUGAUGAAACGGAAGAGGCGGGGCGACAAACAAGCACCAGAAGGCCUCGGGAGUCGCGAAUCUUGGGAAUUUGGAUACAUAUUCCAGGGUCGGUGCUGGGCCAAGGACCCUUCACCACCGUCUCCCCAAGGCUGGCCUCUGUCGUGGGUGAAGCAAAUAGUAUGGUUUCCUGAAGAGAAGAUGAACAAGCUACGAGGAGUCGACGCUACAUUGUAUGUACGAUUUCUGCGAGGAUGUUUCUGGUUCUCGUUGCUGCACACGUUCACCACCUUUCCCAUUCUCUUCCCCAUUCAUGUCGAAUUCUCCGACAACUCCGUCUCCCCGAAAUCAAUGACCCGGGCAUCUAUCUCAUCACUCGUCCUCACCUCGCACGGCUUGUCAUUAUUGUGGAUCCACAUAUGCUUACUGUUCUGGGUUACUCUUUCCUGGAUGGCCACCCUGCUGUGGAUAUCCGUAGGUGCCUUUCGGUUACGGGCUCAGAAGAUCGAAGCCGCCAGGCAGCGAAUCGCAUCAGGAGAGCCCCCUUCGAUCAGUUAUCCCCAUCCGCACCCUCAGUAUGGCUUUCUUGAAGUCCCCCCGCUUCAAGGCGAUCCGGCGAAUGAGGGACUGCGCUUACGAACGGUCAUGGUCACCAAUGUUCCUCCUCCACUUAGGAACGAGAAGGAACUCAAAGAAUAUUUCGAGUACUAUAUGUCACGGAAGAUUGACAAGCCAUCAGUUGGCUUAAACUCUUCCACUCAGCCCGGAUUUCUGAACAAGAUCGUGUCAUUCCUUUUCAAUCGUGUCAAACGCCUUCCUGCGCACUUGCCCCACAACCCCCUCUCACCUUCCUCUAGCACUGGAAGUGCCACCGAAGGGGACACGGAAGAGGGCCCGAAUAUCGAGGAAAUUCCCGAAAUCGAACGCGUCGUCAUCGUUCGUAAGAUGACCGAGCUCGCCUCCCUUCUGGAGCGCCGCGAAGAGUAUCUUCGCUUGCUGGAAACUGCCCAUAUCAAGCUGGCUCGCAAGGUCCUCCUCGCUGUAGGUGACGCAAUGGACCGUAAGGCUGCCAACAAGCCGUUCGCUAGAACCCCUUCUCGUGCAAUCACCGUGGCACAGCAACGGAAGUCGAUCGUAGGAGACGUGGAAAUAGGUGAUCUAAAUAAAGAACUCAACAUGGAUGGCGACCAGAAUAUGGAUCAUCUAAUCUCCGUCCUGGGUCCCUUCGUAGAAGAGUUUGGUCUGCGGGGUGACAAGGGCAGCAUGCGCUUUCGUAGAGCCAUCUCGGCGACGUCGAAGAAAACGUUCAUGAAGCUGAUCCCGCACGGCUCCGACGACUCGGGCGACGAAGUCCCUAGCCUCACACCAUCGUCAGGAUACCCACCCCCUUCAUCUGCCGAAACCAGAGUCGAACCGCCGUUGGGCAAGACUGUUUGGGACGUACUACUGAGUCUUCCACGGGUGUAUCUCGAUCCAUACCAACCUUUGGUGAACCUUUCGCACUUGUUUCGCGGAAAGACUGUGCCGUCUAUCGACUACUAUACCACGAAAGUCAAUUACCUGACGGCUCUCAUCACAGAGAGUCGUGCUAAGGCUACGAGCGAUUACGACGCCGUUUCUACCGCAUUCGUAACCUUUGCAGGACCGGCCGACGCUCGGAAGGCUUGCAAAUACCUGGCAGUGCAUCCAAAUAAUCCAUUGGCCUGCUGGGUGACUAUGGCCCCGCAAUAUCAAGAUUUGGACUGGAUACGUGUAAUGAAAUCAUCCUUCAAUGCCGAGUUUGUGAAGGACUGGGUCGUCAGCCUUGGAGUUUGGGGUUUCACUAUCUUCUGGAUUUUCCCAGUGUCCCUCCUGGUCGGUUUGGUUUCGAUUCAGAACAUCAGUAUCUUUUGGCCUGGUCUCAAAUCAUACCUCGAUAAGCAUCCUUGGGAAGAAGAGAUUAUACAAUCCUUCUUGCCCACUCUUCUAGUUGCUUUGCUCGCUCUGCUUAUCCCCCUCAUCCUUCUAUUCAUCGCCAAGAAAGCACACACUAUGACAACGCUUUCCGCCCUGCACGACCGAAUCAUGACACGAUAUUACAAGUUUCUGAUUGUUAACGUCCUUGUCUUCUUCUGCGUUGGAACCGCGGCUCUUCAGUCGUUCCUGCUGUCAUUUAGAGCAACUACUCGCCCGGACGUUCUUAAGAUUGUGGCGGAUAGUUUCCCCACAGCUGGCCCCUUCUAUGUCGGCUGGCUCAUCUUCACCUCCGCAAUGCACGCCGGCUUUGAACUUGCUAUGUUUGGGCUUGCCUUAAUCGUGUACCCGAGCACCAAGAACCAAGUGACACCGCGCAAGCGUACUGUCGGUUUGCGACCCCGUACACUCAACUUUUACUACUGGUUGCCGAAUCAUCUCCUCGUGAUACAUGUUCUGCUGCUUUUCACUGUUCUCAACCCUGUCGUGAUACCAUUUGCAACUGUCUACUUUUUCUUUGAAACCGGUGUAAUAAAAAACCAAUUAAUCCACGUUUAUGCGAAACACUAUGAAUUCAAUGGGCAAGUGCUGCUCAUACGUAUCGUACGGUAUUCUUUAGACGGCUUGAUGCUCUGCCAGGCGGUCUUCCUCGCCUACAUGGUCGUCCUCAAGAAAACAGUCAAUGUUGGUUUGGCUGCGUGUUUGAUAAUCAUCACCGCUUUCGUGAAAUUACUCAUGACUCGCAUAUGCCGUGCGCAAUUCGAGCAUGAUGAUAUAGCUGAAGCAGAGGUUCUUUGCAAGGUAGAAGGCGUGGACUCUGCGCAAGAUAACGCCGAAACGACGACAACUUCAGAUAACGGAAGCCAGGACGCCACAGCGUUAAUUCAAGAAAAUAGACCUUCGUUCUUCUCACUGAAGUUCCCAAAGUGGGCCAAUGCAGCAUAUAAUACGGUUAGGCAGCGUCCCCCACGCCCACUUCGUCGCAAGCCUAUACCCUUUCAAUCUCAAUCGUCGGAUCAGCCAUUCAAGCGCCUUAAGUCUGUGUCGCAUGGUCAUGGAGAUAGAGGACGGAGAUCGACCAAUUCGCGGACGAGGGCAUUCGUGAAUGGAACCACCGCUCCAGACACUGCCUCUAUCGUCCACCACGAGACUUUACCUCGAAAGGCGAGCACAGACCCAAGCGUGGCUGUCAAGCCGCACCCCCCGCCUGAUCCAUGGGACGACGAAACGACCUGUGACCUGCCUUACGACAAUCCGUUUUACUCUAGAUCUAUAAGCAACGAGUUAUGGCUACCUCGAAAUCCUGUGGGAAUCCUAGACUUGGAUGACACUGUCGAUUUCAGGACUUCCCUUACGGUAGUGCCCACGCCCCACCAAUUGGGCAUGUGGUUCGGGAUACCAGAAACUGCUUCACCCAGACCGAUGUCCAUCGAUCUGGCACCGGACGUCCACGAACCUUCAACCGAGGAUCAGUCACCCUCUACCCCCGCAACCUCCUGUGUGCUGACAGGAUCAGAGGAUAUAGAUCUGCCAGCGAUUAUCGCUCAGCGAGUUCAGGCCGGAGAAGGGGACAUUGAUCGAGCACCGCCCUCUCGUCGGCCUACCAGCCCUCGACGAAAAGUUAGCGGCGAAGGAGCAGCAAGCAGCAUGCGACGCCCAAGUAUAUUGAGCAUUCAGCCCCAAUCCGGUUAUCGGUCCUUCUCAGCAGGUAGCACUACCCAACAACGUCCCCGCUCGAACUCCAUAUUAUCGGGCUUCGGAUCCACACUUCCUCUGGAUCGUUCUCGUUCAGCCGAAGAAACUGGCUUAAGGCCGGGUAUCCAUGCUCAGGUUGAUUUCGUCGCGGAUGUCUCGGGAUCACACCUAUCAUUAGCUCCACCACAGCUCACACGCGCUCGGAAUAUCUCUACGCACGAAGCUGUUGUGUAUGAAGUGAUAGCGGAAGAAGAACAAGCUAUGGCUAGCAGGUUGGAAGAAGAGCAAGCUGAAGCUGAGAAAGCAACCACGAAAUCUUGGUUAACGUCAUGGAUGUUCAAGAAGAUAACCUAA